This is a messenger RNA of Penicillium canariense, 861 nucleotides long. Its product is annotated as lipase family protein. The coding region runs from base 1 to 861 and encodes 286 amino acids. The record is from RefSeq and is a predicted model, not a curated record. The transcript is spliced from 4 exons. Gene Ontology annotation, biological process: lipid catabolic process. NCBI's taxonomy places the organism in Eukaryota, Fungi, Ascomycota, Eurotiomycetes, Eurotiales, Aspergillaceae.
AUGGGGUUUUUGGGUCAACUUUGGACGCUUGUGGCUGCGGCGGCCCUGGCGGUUGCUGCGCCAGCCAGACCGAUGCCGCGAGCUGUCUCGUCCGCAGUGCUGGGCGAGCUCACUCUGUUCGCCGAAUACGCCGCGGCUUCGUACUGCACAAACAAUAUCAACUCCACCGGCAACGCCGUGGCGUGCUCGGGGGAUUACUGCCCAUUGGUCCAACCUGACCUUUUCAGCUCGACGGACUUUGGCGACGUAGCGGGCUUCUUCGCCGUGGAUCCGACGAACAAACUACUGGUGCUGUCCUUCCGGGGCAGCCGUACCAUCAGCACCUGGAUUGCCAACCUGGAUUUCGGCGCAACUGACGCGAGCAGCCUCUGUGAUGGCUGCAAAGCUCACUCGGGAUUCUUGAAAUCUUGGGAGUCGGUCUCGGACGAACUGACCUCCCAGAUUGCGAGCGCAAAGUCGACAUAUCCCAGCUACACGCUGGUUCUGACGGGCCACAGCUUCGGUGCUGCUGUGGCUGCGCUCGGCGCGACUGCCCUGCGCAAUGCUGGAUAUGAUUUGGAUCUGUACACCUACGGCCAACCGCGCGUGGGCAGCACCGCGCUGGCCGAGUACAUGACGAACCAAGGCGUGUGGCGCGUCACGCAUACCAUGGAUCUCGUCCCUAGAUUGCCGCCAGCUUCGUGGGGCUUUUCCCAUGCCAGUCCGGAGUACUGGAUCACCAGUGGCAACGAUGUGACGGUGACGACCGGCGAUAUCACGGAGAUCGUAGGCGUGGGCUCGACUGCAGGCAACGCUGGGGCGAGCGGUACAAGCGUGGAGGCCCACAACUGGUACAUUGUGCAUAUCGAUGGUUGUCAAUAG